Molecule: messenger RNA, 2400 nt
Organism: Eufriesea mexicana
Lineage: Eukaryota; Metazoa; Arthropoda; Insecta; Hymenoptera; Apidae
Product: glycosyltransferase-like protein LARGE1
Exons: 12
Coding region: 316-2400 (694 amino acids)
Biological process (GO): protein O-linked glycosylation via mannose
Cellular component (GO): Golgi apparatus
Molecular function (GO): glucuronosyltransferase activity; xylosyltransferase activity
Source: RefSeq, a predicted model, not a curated record
GAUGCGUGCUGUUCCGUCGCUGUCCCUAGGUAACUGUAAUUACGCGAAUUUGCUCGAUUUACAGCAAACAUUCCGAAACAUAACAGUGAUUCAUUGAAAUACAAACGAGUGUCGGUGCUUGAGGAGUUACGUGUGUGCAAAUUCAUAUACAGAAUUGAUCACGUUCGAAGCCGUAUCUCAAAGUAGCUCAAGCGAUGAAUUUAAGUGCAUGACAGUCAAGAAAAAUAGCUGCAGCAACAGAGAUUUUGACAUUUGCCCAAUAAAUCCGAUUCGUUAAACAUUCUGCGAAUCGGGAAAUAUGUCUGUCAUAUUACAAUGGCUCGAUCAUGGCUAGGAUGUUUAUUCGGAAUUUUAAUACCAUCGGCAGUUUUUUACCUGUAUUUAUUAUUAAAUGUUCCUUCCGCUGAAAUCAGUUCCUUCAAAAUUAACAGUAAAUUGGGCUCCUCCGUGGAUAUAGAAAAAACGAAUUCACACGUCGAACAUGCUACUCUUGAAAAGCUGUACUUAGAAAAUAAUCAUAACGAGGUAAAAUGCGAAACCAUACAUAUUGCGAUGGUGUGCGCCGGAUACAACUCGACGUUCGCUCUAGUGACAGUAGUGAAAUCCGUUUUGUUUUAUCGCACCAAACCUCUGCACUUUCACUUGCUCGUCGAUGAAAUUGCAAAGAGGACUUUGACGACUGUCUUCCAAACAUGGAAUUUACCACAUGUGAACAUGACGUAUUACAAAGCAGAGAUAUGGGUGCCAAGAGUGUCCUGGAUACCGAAUAAGCAUUACUCCGGGGUCUACGGUCUUCUGAAAUUAAUUCUGCCGGAUGCGAUGCGGGAAGAUAAAGUGCUCGUAUUCGACACGGAUGUGACCGUGCUGAACGACAUCAGUCUGCUUUGGCAGAUGUUCGAGGAGUUCACGAACGAUCAGGCCUUAGGGCUAACGGAAAAUCAGAGUCAUUGGUACAUAAAGGCAUUGUCUUACGGUCAACGGCCGUGGCCGGCCCUGGGACGUGGCUUUAACACCGGCGUCAUGCUAAUGCACUUGCAACAACUCCGUAAGAGAAAAUUUAUGAGCCUGUGGGAAGCUGUUACGAAGCGUGUGCUGGUCCAUAUACCGGAAACUAGUUUAGCCGAUCAGGAUAUAAUAAAUGCCGUUAUCAAGGAGCAUCCUUCCAUCGUGCAUGAAAUAAAGUGCACGUGGAACAUUCAGUUAAGCGACCACACGAUCAGUGACCUCUGUUAUCGCGAUACUAGUCAAAUAAGCAUCAUUCACUGGAAUUCUCCUCGUAAGCAAGAUGUAUAUAAUAAGCAUAUCAACGAAUUUCGUAAGUUGCAUAAAGUCUUCCUAGAGAUGGAUGGGAGCUUGUUACGUAGACGUUUAUUCGGUUGUGAUAAAGAGGAGAUUGUGUCGCAAUACAACGAAUCGAGUCCGUGUCGAGAGUUCACGAGAGGCGCGGCCAUGUUGUAUCGCACUCAUCCUUUUCUUCUUGAGUAUGAGUACAAUGUCUAUGCCCCGUCGGAUGUUGCACUGGUAACUCAGUGUAGCGUGGAAAGGAUACCGUUACUGGAAGAUCUAUCGAAACAUUGGCCCGGUACUCUAAGCGUCGCGCUAUACCUCAGUGACGCUGAGGUGCAAAAUUUCCUGGAGUUCGUGCGCGGCUCCACGGAGUUACGAAACAGGAAGAACAUAGCGUACCAUGUCGUGUAUAAGGAUGGGGAAUUAUAUCCGAUCAAUUAUUUACGGAAUAUUGCGAUGUCGUAUAUAUCGGCGCCGUACAUCUUCCAACUGGACGUCGAUUUUCUGCCGCAGUACGGAUUACACGAAACUCUGAUAAAUUAUAUCGUCAGAUUGAAUAUCAGCGAGACGGACAAAGUAGCUUUGAUCGUGCCAGCAUUCGAAACUGAGCGUUACAGGUUUACCUUUCCCGCUAACAAGGAUGAACUCCUGAAGUUCUUGAAACGUGGCGUCCUAUACACCUUUCGUUAUCACGUCUGGACCCAGGGUCAUGCCGCUACGAAUUACAGUUAUUGGCGGAACACGAUGGAACCCUACGAAGUUUCUUGGGAACCAGAUUUCGAGCCGUACAUCGUGGUUUCAAAGCUAGCGCCCCGAUACGACGUCAGGUUCAUCGGAUUUGGAUGGAACAAGGUCUCCUACCUGACGCAUUUGACGGUUCUGGGCUACAAGUACAUUGUCUUGCCGGAUACGUUCAUUAUCCAUCGGCCUCACGCUCCUAGUCUUGACAUCGGCAAAUUCAGAACUGACUCUAUUUACAGAAGAUGUUUGAAGAAAUUGAAGGAUGAAUUUGUCGAAGAAUUGGUGACGAAAUAUGGCGAAAGCGCAUUAUUGAAACUGAAGAAAAUGACCAAAGAGGACAGAAUAUUAAAGUCUGUUGAAGCCAAAAAAUAA